CAGCUGACACCUGUGGAACACAAGAGAGAACAAGUGACAUACACACCUGCCUGCAUGUAACAGGGAUGCUCUGGGGAUGUAAUUUAAGGAUAUCUAGUGGACUUUUUACCCUAUGUCCCUGUAACUUUUUUGGGAUGUUCUCUGAACGUCCUGGAAUAACGUACUCGUAAUGUUAUGUGAAUCCUACACACUGACGUUUGGCAGACGCUUGAAGGAGACCUUUAGAGAACUUGCUGGGGAUGUUUUUUUUGUUUGCUGGGAUAUUAUUAUGCUAAAUACUGUUAAGCAAGUUUUGGCAUAAUAAAGAGUUAUUAGUGGUGUAAAACAAUGGUAUAAAACAUGCUGUAAUAACUUGCUAAUAUUCUGUUCAUUUUUUGCAGACAGUAUCGCCUGACCACCUACAGACAUCUUUGAAUGGAUUCUCCAGGUCAAGAGACUUGGGAGAGAUCAUAUGCACAGUAGAAGGGAUUCAGAGAAAUAACAGGUGUACAAGAGAUAAACUGUGACUUUUGAUUUUUACACAUUUUUUUUCAUUUUCAUUUUAUCGUAGGAGUGAUACCACAUUAUUCAGUUGACACAAUCAUUGCAGUUUGCUAUAGGUUACUAUUUUUUUUUUAAUAUUUAGUAAAUAAAACUUUGAAUAUAUUUUGAUUGAAUUGUGUUCUGCCACAUUCACCGAAGAUAUGCUAUUGAGUUAUCAAAGCAAACAACAACUACAACUGGUUUGUGUUUCUUCCUGUAGAUUAGCAAUGCACACAGCAAACCCUGCAGGAAAAGAUUCUUGCACUCACAUGCAUCAUUAGUUGAGCAUAAUUUGUCAUAUAUUACACAAGUGUAUUGUAUUAAACCAAGUAAUAUGAAGUCUUUACUCUGGAAAAGGUUGAGCGCAAACCAUAGAGAUGCUGAGCUAAUGAUUUCCACACCAACAAGAACAUCAAAUGUUUUUGCGCCAGAGUAAGCGCAAAAAGAAAUUAGUAAUUCUAGUAGGGUGUUAUCACCCUAAACUCUUUCAUUCUGUAACAUAUCCCUACUACUUCUGUUUGCAAAAAAGCUUUUCUUCUAUAUAUUCUUCUGCUCAUACUCCAGAAACUCUACACCUGCCACACACCUGGUGCUCUAGUCAAAUAUAUCCAGUAGGAAUGGCCUGGGAGUGGCAUUGGAAUGCAAAGAACGCAGUGCAUUAUGGUUACUGUAGGUUUUUUAUCUUUUGAGUUUCAGUGAAUACUGAAGCCUUUUAUUCCAAAUUUCUGUUUAUAGCAUACACAGCAUACACAACAAACUAUUAGAUUUGAAUGUCAUAAUGUAUUAACCGUCCCAAUUCCCACUCCAAUCCACAGGGUGGCGAUAAAUCACUUUAAAGCUGUCUGCCAAUUGCCAUUAAACAACAAAAAAGGAUUGUUUCCUGUCUUACUGUUUUAGCUUCAGUGGUAUGCGCAGCCACUGGCUUUUGCUGCAUACAGUGGAAGCAGACACGUAUAUUUGUGUGAAAAAAUAAUACAGUUAGAAAACUGAACUCGGCGAUAAAGGAGUUAGCAUACCAUCUUGAGCGCGAACAUGUACCGUCCAGAUAAACUUCCACACGGGACGACGUCGUUCGGUCAACCGCAGCCCCAGGACCCUCCUCUCAGAUUCGGAGGGCCCUGUGUUGGUCCGCCUCCUGGACACUUGCCCCCUGGACCUAAUGGACCAUUUUCUGCCUCAGUAUUAAAUAAUAUUUUUCUACAAAACAGACCUCCAAGAGGGCAUUUCAACAGGCCCCACUGUAGCGGCUUCUCUAUAGACCGUAGUGCAGUGAUUGCUUUGGGAGGCAGGCAUUAUAUUGGCUCUCCUGCAGAACCACACAGACAGUGGAAUCCCAUUCCAGUAGAACAGCAUCUUCCAGACAACAGUGCCCAAGCUGGUGAGGAAUUCCUGCGGUGCAUUGCAGCCAACAAACCCCUUCCAGAUUAUCUCAAAGGAAACAUGGCAUACAACUUGGCUGAUGCAUUUAAGUCGGCAAAUAUCUUGAAAGAAGCAGUCAAAUCAGACAUUGAGUUCCAGAAGCAUGUGAUUAGGAGUAAAAGUUGUAGUCGAAGUCGUGGCACAAUUCGAAGCAAAUCUCGGGACAAGAGCCGAGCACGCACCCGAAGCAGAGGAAGAAGCAAAAGUCAUGCUCGUGGCAAGAGUCAAGUGAGAAGCAAAAGCCAUUCUCAAAGUUGGAGCCGGAGCCAGAGCCGACACAAGAGAAGGAGAACUCUAAGGAGCAAGAGCCAAGUCAGGAUGUCCAAGUCACAAAGUAUCAGUGAUGAAAAAAGCCAUGGUAAAGAUAAAAAAAGAAAUGGGAGCACCAGCCGCAGCUGCAGUAACAAUGUUGGCAACAAUACUAAUCUGACAGAAAAUAGUCUGUUAGAAGGCCUGAAGUUGGUUAUGAACAGCAAAGAACUAGAGGAGCGAUUGCCCACUCUCAAAGAGGCAAUCUUCAAUAUUCAGGCUUCAGAUGUAACAGAAAAAGUGGAGCAUGUGCCUAAUGAGCACAAACAUCAGCAUCGUGACAGUCAGGAGAAUUCAACAUCAUUGGAAAACGAUAGUAUGCUCCUUCCUCAUGAUAGGGUCGGGAGCGACUUCUCUUGGCUUCAGGUGCGAAGUCAAGAUGACUCCAUGGUCCUGAAAGCUGAUGAGUUUGAAGAUGAGGAAUCAUUCUUGUAUGGAAAUGGAGACAUUGAAGGAAAACAAGGCACAACAAAGGAGAAACAGGCAAAAAGAGAUGGCAGUGGCACAUCUCAGACAUCCUCUCAUGAACACAAGAUGUGUAAUGAUGAGGAAAGGAAGCGAGAUAAACAAGCCAGAACAAGUAAAAUGGAAUCACUGAUCAAAGAACUGGAGGGAUUGAUGAAAGAGGAUGGAUUGUGUUUUCUGACACCAGUGAUUGGGUUUUACUGCCAGAAGUGUCAGGAGUUCAUUGGCGAUUUGAAUAGUGCUGAAAAUCAUGCAGUCAUCCAUUACAACUGUAACUCAAGCAGUCAGAAGGCGCGGAUGGACCAGUAUGCUGGAGGCAGCAAAACACACUUGCGCCAUUGUAGCAGCAGCAACAACCAACACCCAAGCACUUCAGGCAGGAGAGAUCACAGGGACUAUGGUUACCAUAGAAGUUCAGGAGACCACAGGAUUCACAGAGAUUACCAAGACUGGAGAGACAAGAGAGACGACAGAAGCAAUCAUUACAACGACCGCAGAAGUCAUAGGGCCAGACAGGAAAACAUCUCCCUGAAAGAAGAGAUGAGAGAGGAGAGGAUGCUCAUAACAGUGUCUUGUGGACUAACACCUCCUCCAGACCUCAGGGUCACAGAGGAGGUGAAGAAGCAGUUGCAUGCCAUUGGAAGUCACAGCAAAGUCAGAGUAGAAGACACGGACAGCAGAGAAAAACAUAAAGUAAAAGUUGAAAGCAGUGAUGGUAGUGACAGCGACAAAGUGAGAACACAGAGAGCAAAAUCACCUAAAAAGAAAAAGAAGAAGAAGGAUAAAAAGAAGAAGGACAAGAAGGAUAAAUCCUAAUUGUUUUAUCCAUUCUACACUGAUCCCUGGCGUGAUGCGAAGACAUAAUGUUGUUUGCUAUCAUCAGACACCAGGCCACUAUUUUGUUUUUUUCUCUUUUUUUUUGUUAGCAUGAAGAGAGGGGUAAGCCUCAUUGUUGUGCUUAGAAGCACACUAUGGAAAUGUGAGGGAGUGCCGUGGAGUUGUUGUCAACAAAAAGAGAAGAUCAAUACGAAUCUUAUCUUUGUGCAUCUAUUACAGGGUCUUACUUACAGUUGGCACCAAGAUUCAAAGCAGGGAGAAGUUCUGAGUUCUUGGAAGUGAAAUUUUCCUCUCUUGAUAGAAUUUCAACCAGUAUUUGUACCAACCAGAUCCCGCUGUGAUCUCUAUUUGUUGCAGAGAAGAAACUGAUCUAAAUUUGUUUUUUUUUUCAAUCUGUACAUUUUGUGGAGUGGUUUUCAUAUGAAAACGAAUAUGUUGAUACAUGGCAUGUUUUAAGUAUCUAUUAUCUUAUUUCUUGUGACACACAAGUCUGUCUCCUGUGGUGAAAUUCUAGAUGAAAGAUAAAAUACAGAAUUAUGUUUACAAUUCAAUACAAAGUGGUGAAUAAAAAAACAAAAAUGUUAUUGUAACUGCGUGAUCACGUGAAUGGUUUAUCUUUUUUUUGCAGUGCAUUGGCCAUAUUGGUUACUAAAAUUGGUCCAGUGGGCAGAAUCCUUGACAGCUGGCUAAUGAGUGCUAGACUGCAUUCUGUAUUUUCUCUUCAACUUAGCAUUUAUACUAAAUAAAUUUGCUACCUGGA
Messenger RNA from Scatophagus argus, 4312 nucleotides. RefSeq lists its product as uncharacterized. Lineage: Eukaryota; Metazoa; Chordata; Actinopteri; Scatophagidae. The transcript has 8 exons. Bases 1555 to 3531 code for a protein of 658 amino acids. The record is from RefSeq and is a predicted model, not a curated record.